Molecule: messenger RNA, 923 nt
Organism: Thrips palmi
Lineage: Eukaryota; Metazoa; Arthropoda; Insecta; Thysanoptera; Thripidae
Product: zinc finger protein 235-like
Exons: 3
Coding region: 1-594 (197 amino acids)
Cellular component (GO): nucleus
Source: RefSeq, a predicted model, not a curated record
AUGCAUGUGUCUUGCCAGUUUGGCUCCACUAACGCUGUGUUGCUUGCAGGUUCCGCGAAGGCAGAGAAGUUGGAGGGCCCAGAAGGACAGCACUGCGAAGAGGACGCGGACGGAAGCUGCCACGCCGAAGGACCCCCAGCGGCCACCCCGCAGCUCCGCAUCAGCAGCACCUUCUCCCUGGCCGGCCCGGCCGGCGAUGCGGGGCAGGCGGAGCAGGCUUGGCGGCAGACGCGCAGCAGGAAGGCGAGGCUGGACUCCAAGCUCGGGGAGUCCGGGAACAAGUCUCGGGACAAGGCGGCCCCGCGGAAGCACCGAGCAGGCAACUCCAAGGCGGGGCGACACGUGUGCCAAGUGUGCGGCAAGGACUGGCCAUCAGCGUCGCACCUGGAGAUUCAUGCGAGGAAGCACACCGGAGAGAAACCGUUCGAGUGUGAUGUGUGCGGGAAGAAGUUUUCUACGAAACAAAGUCUUGAGUGGCACAUGAGGAUCCACAACGGGGAGAAGCCGUACAAAUGCAAAGUGUGCGGGAAGAAGUUCACUCAGAAGGGUCGUCGUGAUUUGCACUGGAGGCUUCACACUGGAGAGAAGCCUUAGUGUGUACGGAGAAGUGUCAAUUGUGUGUCGUUGUAGAAUGCCCACGCGCUCAUUCAUGUGUGUUGCAAGGAUUUGAUUUGUUCGGUUUUCUGUCUUCGUGCGGUAGGAUGGACGCAAUGUGCCCGCGGUCUCUUGGAACAAUUAGGGAUAGGUUUUUUUGCGCCUCUAAAAUUAAAUCAUUUACAAUUUAACUGCUAUCUUUCUUGCCUAGUGGCUUCUCUUUUCUGUGUUACGAUGGUGUAACGGUUGUGAAACUUUCCACAUGUUGCAGUGAAAUGUUUUUUCUUCAUUCGUGAUGUUUCUUGUGACAAUAAAGGGGUUUGGUAUUG